Messenger RNA from Armigeres subalbatus, 7500 nucleotides. RefSeq names its product zinc finger protein jing homolog (gene jing). Gene Ontology annotation, biological process: regulation of transcription by RNA polymerase II. The record is from RefSeq and is a predicted model, not a curated record. NCBI's taxonomy places the organism in Eukaryota, Metazoa, Arthropoda, Insecta, Diptera, Culicidae. Gene Ontology annotation, cellular component: ESC/E(Z) complex. The transcript has 5 exons. Bases 1716 to 6587 code for a protein of 1623 amino acids.
CGAAGGGACAAUAUCGUGUGUGACCGUCGGUUAUUGCGCGCGUUAUUGUCAAUAGUGAGAAGACUCUCUUCCUGAAGGAAUCAACCUCCAAGCAGUAGCACUAUCGCUCGUCAUUGCUUGUGGCGGAAGAGGAGGCGAAUCGAGGUGAAUCAAUAUCAGUCAAACUAGGCGAUUGAUAUCAUCCGUGUAUGAAUGCUAGGUUUAUGCGUACCAGGCCCUUAUGCUGCAUGCAGACGUUUGUCCAUGGUUCUGAAUUUUCUUCAGGACGUUUAGUGCUUAAGAAUAUCGAUCGAUUUCCAUCUCCAUUUAAUGAAUGGAUCCGCGCCCUCGGCGAUGGUCUCCAAUAGCGAUUACUGCCACUAGUUUGUGUGUGUGGUUAUUGUGUGAAGAAGAGCAACAAUAACAACAAAUCAACAAGAGUGUGGGAGAUUGAUUGUGAGUGUCAAGCCCCUGAUACGAUGCGAUAGAAAUUUUCAGUUCAGUGAAUUUGAUACUCAUCCGCGCCAUCGUCGUCUUCGUAGUAAGAUGCCCAAGCCGUCGCGCCUGUAAAUGUGUUCGUUUGGAUGUUUUUAUGCUGCUGCUGCUGCCUUCUGAAACAUAUCAGCGCGCGGCCCUCUAAUGAUUAUUAUAUAAGAGAAAUAGCACAGCAUUGAAGCGGGUGAACGGCGGCGUUCAUUCUGUGGGAAACGGGAAAGAGGUGUGUUCCCUCAGGGAAAUCUUCAGCACGGGUUGGGAUCGCGACGGGAGAGAGAAUUGUUGGCCGAAGGUCCAACAGCGUUUCCGUGUGGUGUGCGUAAGAAUACGCUGCACCACGGCCAAGGGUCGAUAGAGGACGUGAAGGGCGAGUGUCCGCGUUCUCGGUAGUGUUUGUACGCUGUCGCCCUCCUGAAUCUGCCCUUACCGGGAAGAAGGGACUCGCUCGCGUUGCAUUCGGUUAGGUGUGUUUGUGUUCCCGACAUAUAUUUCCUUGAUCUGCCAGCAUAAGCGACCGACACGGGCUGUACGCGCGCGCGCCGCGUAUUUGUGUACGUGACAGAAGGCCCAACAUCAUCCAGGAAAAGAAGAAAAUUUUAUGUUGGCCCGUCGAACAGCACCAGAAAAUAUGUUUUUUCCUCCAUCGUGGCGGGGCCGAUGUUCGGCAAAAUUUUGAAUGAUUCCUGGAAAUUUGGCCGCGAUCGCGCGCUUUCUCGGUAUUUGCAUCGACAGCAGUAGCACGACUUCCGGCGGUCGAUUCGAUCGAAUAAAUCGCGACGGCUACGUAACGAUUUGUCGGAAGUGAAGCGGCGACGGGGCGUCGAGGGGGUGUUCCACGGUAGCAGCAGUCUGCACCGUCGAGCUUCGUGGAAGUGCCAUUUCCGAGAAGUGAGAAUCAGGAAAAAAGGAUACAACACAGGCCAGGCAGAGCCAGCCGCCACCUUUUGGGAUUACCUUAAUACUGGAAAAGUGUAGUGAGCGAAAAAGACAAGAAUCGAUAUUCACAACUUUUGUUUUGUGUUCUGCUCAACGACUUGCAAAAUAAAAAGCGAAAAUCGCACGAAAAUCUCCACUAGUCGAGGCGAACCACAUUAUGGAUUAUCUACGGAUGCUGUAGCGAAUGACACCCCAGAAGUAAUCGAUACUGCAUAUUCAUAAUUUAAAGCUUGAAAGUUUCUGAGACUAGUGCGGAACGAUGAAUGGCAGCUCCAGAACGACCCUAGGUUAGGACCGGCAGUCCAAUGCAGCACCCGUCGCUGACUGUGAGAAGCAGCAGCGGCAUCAGUAUAGGCAGAACCGAGAACUUUCCGGCAGCCAGGUCUCCGAAAGUCACCAUAACAACGGCUUCCAUGAGCGCAAAGAUGGCCCCGCAUACGCAGGGCUCCAAUUUAACGAUAAAACAGCAAUACCAACCCCACCAGUGGCCAUGGAACGCAAGCAACAACUCCAACGCUACCAAUAGCAAUACUGUCCAAUCGAACAGCAACUCAAACACAGCCACUAGCAAUAGCUCUACUGCCAGUAACAAUCCACCUGCUGCCAAUACUCCGACGGCGCAACACCAAUCACUACCCAAUAUGCAGCAAUCGAACACUGCCUUGGCUGCGGCCGCCGCAGCUGGUACCAUCUCGGUAACGCCGGUCAACAAGCUGAAGCGCUUGCAACCGGCCCACUCGGAGGCAAGCACCAACACCAGAAGCAAUAGCACCAACACCAUUGCCAAUGGUGCCAAACGAAUACGAACCGCCAGUGUGGAGAAAGUUAACAAAUCGGUUGGCACCAACACGACUGGCCUCUCGGGACCACCGGGUCUGGUGGCGGUUGGAUCGAGUCUUUCACCUGCAGCAGCCACUACCAAAAAACUCACCCAGAUGGCCAUCGUCGCCGCGAGCAACGUCAACCAUCACCACCAGCAGAUCUCAGCCGCCGGUACGACGACGACCACCAUAACGAAGAACACGAAAAAUUUCACUGCCAGCGGGAAUGCCGAUCUAGCCAACGCAAACAAAAUAACAGGUUACUUCAAGUCCCAAAUGAAAACCACCAACACAUUUAAUAAUCUUAAGAAAAAUAUUAAAACUAUAGCGGGACGAGCCACGACGUUAAAGACGACAACGGCUUCCUCCACGACGACGGCAGAAGCGGAAGCGGAAAUCACCACCACCACCGAGCUGAUGACAACCACGUCCACAGUGCUGCAGCAGAAAAGUAUCAUCAAGACCGGUCCGGUCAAAAAUACAAACGCGCCCAGCUUUGAGAAGUACCUAACCCUCCUUCACCAGCAGCAAGCAACCUCCAUCACACCUGCCACCACGCUGAAAAAAGUCGAACGCAAGACUGCGCGGAUAGCCCCCACUGUUUCGCUCACCCGAAAGGUUAGUCACACACCCCAGGGAGGUCUUGGAGUCGGACAACCCAAGAAACCGGUCACCAUCGCACCUCGAACUGCUGAUCCCAAGUUGAGCUUGAACUUCAACCAGCAGAUCGUAGCAGCGGCCGUCACGUCAGCUGGAUCAACGGGCACCCAGCUGAUCAAACAACAGGAUCAACAUGUUAAGUCAUCUCAACCAACCGUCCUGCUCACCGCCAUACGAAUACCCCAGCAGCAACAGCCACAGCAGUCCAACCAAACGCAACCGCAAUCCAGCCAACAUCAGUCACAGCAGAGCGUGACCCAAGCUCAACUGCAAGCGCAACAGCAGUACAAGCAAGCCGUUCAACAGCAACCCCAGCUUAGUAGUCCUCCACGAACACCAACCAAACUCGGAUCGGCAGUGUUCCAGUUCCAUCCGCAAACGACCACCGUCAUGCCAAAUCUGGUCCAGAUACCGAAUCUCGUACCAACCCAACCGGUUUCGUCGGCGGCUGCCAAACUGAACGCUUCAGUAGUCGUGUCAUCAACCAGCAGCAGUCCCACCACUGCGAACCUGGUGAUGAACAACGCAACUCACGGGUUGACUGCCACCAGACUGAACAACGGAACCACGCAACUUUACAUGAACGGUGCCGUAAUCAAACUGCACCAAAUCCAACAACAACAGCAGCAGGCACUCAACUCCACAGGGCAGCCAGCAUCAACCACACAGCAAAAUCUGUCCAUGGAUACAGCGACCAUGGGCCUCAGCGCACUUCUCGCAAAAUCUGCAGCCCUGUCGACCGCAACCAGCACCAUCAGCACAAAUCAACCCUCCCAUCAGGCCAAAGCGUUCGCACUCCACACUCAACAACCAACUCAGCUGUAUCAGCAGGCCAAUACUUCUACAGCAACGGCCUUCACUCCUCAAUCUCUCUUCAUGGCCCCUGGUGGACAAAUCCUUCUCAACGCAGCUGCCCUACCCACCAUGCUGACGUCGGCAAGUCUCCAACAGGCUCUUGCCCAAGCAUCUCAGGCCAACAUCCCAGCGUUACAUCCGCUCCAACCCAGUCAACCUCAGUCAACUCAGUUACCAAAUAUCACUGCCAUUAUCCAGCAGCAGAACAACAUCCAGCAGCAGCAACAACAGCAAUCGCAGCAAAUGCUGCCCAACUUCCACCAGCUGCUGGCCAACAUCCCACAAACCCUGCUCCAAAACCUACAAGCACCUGCCAAACUCGGUCAAACUCCGCAGUUUGUUCCCAUUCCUUCGAGCUUGUUCCUCAACCAACAAACACCAGCCUACACCACUAGUCCGUCCUCAUCCUCUUUCACGUCGCCUAUAACCAUUUCCACAUCAACUCUUCCCUCUGGAUCAACCACCAUAUCGCAACCUCUCUCUCCACCUCCUCUGGUUGCCACAGUACCAACGUACACCACCACUGCGAAGCCAAUAAUGAACACAUUGAACAACCAAAAGAUCAUCAUCGCCUCCGCAACCAGUACCACAUCGCACAAACCACCGCCUCCCAUCAAACCCAUCUCUAUAACCGAACCCCCAAAACUGGUUCCUGUGCAGAUGAACAAACCCUCGAUCUCAAUUACCCCCGUUAUUUCGAAUCCUCCAAAACUAGUCCCUCCCUCCGCUCCUGUCCCAAAGCUCGUCCUAUCAGCAUCAGUCGCAACCAAAGCUACAUCGACCACCCCCCUUAAGGAGAAACCAAAACCCAGUUUAAUGAUGUCGGAACCGCCAGCACUAGCUCCUGCCUCUUGCACACCGCCAACACCAAUCGUGGGACAUCUUCCGGUAACACCAGUCCUAUCUCCACGGGCCUUGGACAACACAUCGCCACCCGCCCUCAACCCACUAAGCCUGGACUGUGGCAGCAGCAACGACAGUGGCAUCGUAGCCAACUCCAGCGACACCGAAGACAAGUCCCUCACGAUCGAUCUUUGUUCGCCGGGAUCUCCUGACUCCACUCCGCAGAAAAAGGAAGACGAAUCUCGUCAAGCAUCAACACCGUCUCCUGUUCUACCUUCAUCUCCACUGCCGGAGCCACCAAUCGUCCCUGUCGAAGUGGAACCGGAUCCGGAACCUGAACCAGUUCUCAAACCUGAAGCUGAACCAGUUAUCAACCCGGAACCAAAACUACAGUCGGAACCGGAACCCGAACUGGAACCUGCGCCGGAAUUAGCGCCAGAAUCACCGGAGCCCCAACCCGAACCGGUAUCACCAAAAAUCGACGAACAAGUCGCUGAGCUCUCUGAACCGGAGGAUCCCCAACCAUCUCCGCCCUCGCCGUACCAGCUUCCACCCCCUCCGCCUAUCGAAACGGAUCUACUGGACUCUUUCAAUUUACCUCCCAGCCAAAAAUCUCCGAAAAGCUUACUCCUGGAGCAAAUCAAACUGAAACUGCCGGAACAACCGGAUGACCAACCUCAGGAAUCCAUGUCCUCCGAUCAGGACUACAGCAACCAAAGCCCACUGGAUGAAUCCGGCCCCACAGGAUCGGCCGAACCGUCCGAAUCUCACCGUUCGACCACACCCGCGGACCUCUCACCGCCGAGCAUCGAGACCGACUUCCUCAACACCCCCCAAAUGGCGGAAUGCGCAAAAAGUCCCAUCCUGUCGCAGCCGAAAACGAUUCGUUUUCCGGCCGCGAACGGGGUGCACCACAACUUUGGCCGUAAAGGCUUCCGGCGGCUUUCCGAUGGGCGCCUGUUUGGGGUGUGCUACUGGAGCAAUUGCGAUUCCCAGUUCGACACCAGCUCGAAGCUGUUGGACCAUCUGCAGAUGCAGCACGUCAACACGCAAACGGGACCGUUCGCUUGCCUCUGGGAUGGUUGCAAGGUGCACAACAAAGAGUCGUGCAGCCGACGGUGGCUGGAACGGCACGUGCUUUCGCAUGGUGGCUCCAAACCGCACAAGUGCAUUGUGGCGGGGUGCGGGAUGCGAUUUGGAUCGCAGCUCGCACUGGAAAAGCACGUUAAUCAUCACUUCAACAAUACGGACAACGCUAGUGGGGGUAAACGAUCGUCGGAUCCGCCACUGCCCAAGGUCCUUCGAAAGACUGGCAAAAAGCUACGGUACCGACGUCAACCGUGGUCAGCCCGACGGUUUGACUUCUUCGACAUUGGAGUGAUGGAAGGGCUGCAGCACAGACUGAUUAUGGCCGGUAGUGUGGCCAGCGCACGGCGAGGUACGGUGGCGUUCCGGGGACAGGCCGCUGGACGGCGUGUCACCGGUGCCGGAGCGGAGGUGUUCAUCAAAUGGUACCCGCGGGAAAUCAUCUCCGACGACUGGAUCCCGGAAUCGGAAGCCACCCUAACGAAAGAGAUCUCAAUCUACGAACUGAACCCAGACCAACGGUUUGAGCUGGAGGCCCAGCUCAAAACCAACCGGAAGGCGAACGCGGAGUUGCUUUCCAGUCUCCAUGAACUGAACCAGAAACUGCAUGCGGACGGCUCGAUGCCCCGCAGCCGAAGUAGCUUCAGUAGCAGCAGCAGCAGUAGCUCAUCCAGUGGAUGCAGCAGUGCCAGCAGCAGCCUCAUCAGUACCCCCAUCCCGUUCAACUCCCGGACGGAACCGAAAAAGCUUCGAAAACCCCCCAAGGAGUCCUACCAACUGCCGUCGUCAUCGUCGUCCGGUACGACGUCUUCCCUUUCCUCGGUGCUAUCGUCAUCCGCGUCGUCCCUACUCUCGAACGAAAACAGCAGCAGCAGCAGCAGUAGUAGUAGCAGCGCUUCGUCUACAUCCUGACCGAAACCGGGAGCGCCAGCCGUUGGAGGGGCACGCGGCCCCUCGUCGCUGGCGAUGGCGAUCCUCGCGCAAAGACGGACCCGCAAGGCACUCAGCUGCCUCCGUCGGCGUACAACAACAGCAACAGCAACAAAAAUGCAACAGCUUGGACCACCGCCCAAAUUGGUCAAGCAUUAGGUAUUAAGGCAAGCAAGGUACGCACGGCCCGGUAUCUUGAAAUUGUAAAUAGAACGUAACGAAGUGGUUUCGGCUUGAGUUGCGAGAGGCGUGAUGGAAGCAACAGCCCCAACAGCCCGACUAUUGUGUAGCGAAGUGACCGAGCAACGUAAACUGCCACCGCCGCCGCCGCCAUCAAUGAUUUCGAUCCUUCCGUUUUUUUACUGGAGUAAGAGGAGAUCUUUUUAGUGCUUAGUUUACGACGCAAACGUUCGUGUGAUUUGUUUAGGUAAAUAUUUUUUUAUACAUGUAAUGGAAGUCCUAGCGCGCGUGGAUGGAAACAAUAUUUAAAUAUUUAGUUGUAACAGGAAGGCACCCACCCGACGGUAUAGAGGGUGUGGAACUUCUGUUAGUGCUAACUCCCUAGAUGGCGCAUUUUUUAAGUAAGUCAAUCGGUUUUUAGAUAAAUUUUUGCUUUCUCGGAUUCGUUAAGCAAGAUAUAAUAACGGUGAGAUGUGUAAUGAAUUAUGGGAGAAUGCGGAAUCGAGUGCGAGCGUAAAUUAGUUGAUCUCAAUGAGUAUAAAUUUAUUUAAAAUCGUAAGUUUGAAGUUCUAGCGAAGUGAGUUGAGUCGGCAUCAAAAACAAACGGAUAACAUAGUGUAAUUUAGAAAUUUUAUUUUACUUCGAGUGAUUUUAUGUUUUAAAAGCGAAAUGUUUACUUUAGCCAGAUGAUGAAUAUAGGGUUUCAAUAAUGAAA